UAAUAAUAUAAAAUAAAUAAUGGACCAAAGUAAAGAAUUAUUCAAACUUAAUGGCAAAAGCCGACGAAAGACGGAAGUAAAAUGCAAAUUCAUAAAAGUGGACUCACCCAUUGCCAAGUAUGAUUCUUCAGGUCAAUUGUCAUGUGUUAUUUGCAGGAUCCCCAUCAAACAGAGUGUGUGGAAAGUGCACUUGAACUCAAAGCAACACAAGCAAAAUUUGGAACUCGCCAAACGACAGCGAAUCGAGUCCGAUGCGAAAAAUUCAGAUACCUUGAGUAGCGCAAACUCUGAGCAAAUACCACCAAAAGCCAAACCUGUAGUCUCAGAGAGCAUUGCACAAAACAGUGAUGUCAAGCUGCAAACUGGUGGAAGUUCUGAGGCCGCACCUCAAGUUGUACAAUUAAAUACGCCUCAGGUAUUACCAGAAAAGUUCUUUGAUCAGGAGAAAUCGGUGACUGUGGCUGGGAGCGAUCGUGAUCUGGAAACGGAAUGGAUUAAAUUUCAACGUGAAAUCAGAGAAGCUGCUACAAUAUCGAAUAAUAUAGUCUCGGAGGAACAGGAUAGCUUAAAUAAUAAGAGACAUUUGAAGGAAAUAGACGAACAAAUUGAAAACUGGAAGAGAUUCAUCAAAAUCAACGACAGAAAAAACUGUAUUUUCAAAAAGCAACGUUCUGAAAAAAGACCACUUGAGUUCGUCGAUGUUGCGUCCAGCUCUGAAGAAGAAUGCAGUGUUGACGAUUUAUUAGAUUGGAGAAUUAAAAGUGUGCACAAAUAGUUUAUAAUUUAUUUUUCUAGUCUAUACUCAAAUACUAAAAAUAAAU
Molecule: messenger RNA, 821 nt
Organism: Drosophila grimshawi
Lineage: Eukaryota; Metazoa; Arthropoda; Insecta; Diptera; Drosophilidae
Product: zinc finger protein 830
Exons: 2
Coding region: 20-775 (251 amino acids)
Biological process (GO): mitotic DNA damage checkpoint signaling; nuclear DNA replication; mitotic DNA replication checkpoint signaling
Cellular component (GO): spliceosomal complex; nucleus
Molecular function (GO): zinc ion binding; nucleic acid binding
Source: RefSeq, a predicted model, not a curated record